UUUUGCGCUUGUUUCUUUAUUAUUUAUUGAUAAUUAAUAUUAUAUAUAUGUAUAAUAGUUAUCAAAUCAUUGUUUCUGAAUAAAUAAUAUUUUUAUGUCAAAAAUAUCUAAUGAGAAUCAAAACGGAAAUGUUUUGAGAUUCAAAAUAUUGCUCAUGAGAAAACACAAAAGAGUGAGACAACUUAUUUACGUUGCAACAACGAAUUAGGAGAAAGUAGAUUGCGCAAGCAAAGAAAAUGCCCAAAAGGCCAUGGUGCUUAUGACUUUCAAAAUAGUUACCAUGUCAACACUUCCAAAUUAGUGUUCAUAGAAAUACGGAAAAGUCCAAUAAGAUCGACUCAGUGAAGUCAAACGUUAAUUUGUCGGCUUUGAAUUUACUUCCUAUACUUCAACAUCUGCGGCUUACUUAAGCUUGCAAGCUCCACUUCAUAUAUCUUGAUGAUGUCCUCUUCUUAGUUUUUAUUACUUUUCAUUCAAUGGAGAUGAUGGUUCAAGACCAGCAGCUACAAAAUACAGAUGAUGGAAAAGUGCACGACUCUAACAGAAGCACAAAUGUCAUACAGAAACUUGGACAUCCAAGAUUCGAAAAAUGCAAAUGGUGGUUGCGUGUGUCUCUCUACAUAAUCUUUCUUCUGGCAGGCCAAUCUGCAGCUACUCUUCUGGGAAGGUUAUACUAUGACAAUGGUGGUAAUAGCAAAUGGAUGGCAACUUUUGUUCAAUCAGCAGGAUUCCCUAUACUUUUUCCACUCCUUUUUUACUUCUCAACAAGAAAGCAGGACAAAUUAACUAACGAGCUCAACAAUGAUUCCCAUAGAACAAAACCAAAAUUUUCUAUCCUUGUUUUCCUCUACCUAGCUUUUGGCUUAAUACUGACAGGGGACAACUUGAUGUACUCCUAUGGACUUCUAUAUCUCCCUCUUUCCACCUAUUCUCUGCUGUGUGCAACCCAAUUAGGCUUCAAUGCAAUAUUCUCUUUCUUCCUCAAUUCGCAGAAGUUCACAGCAUUCAUAUUCAAUUCUAUAGUCCUACUUACCAUAUCAGCUUCCCUGCUUGCAAUCGAUGCUGAUUCUGAGGAUCAAACGGGACUUUCCAGAGAAAAACAUAUAAUUGGGUUCUUCUGCACUAUUGGUGCAUCAGCUACAUUUUCUUUAUAUCUCUCUCUUGUGCAGCUUUCUUUUGAGAAGGUUAUCAAGAGAGAAACCUUUACUGUUGUGUUAGACAUGCAAAUUUACCCAUCCUUCAUUGCUACCUGUGCAUGUGUUGUGGGCUUGUUUGCAAGUGGAGAGUGGAAAAGUUUGGAUGAGGAAAGUAAGGAUUAUAAGAAGGGAAUUGUGUCAUAUGUAAUGACUCUACUUUGGACCGCUGUGACAUGGCAAAUAUCAUCUGUUGGUAUGCUGGGGUUGAUUUUUGAGGUAUCUUCAUUGUUUUCAAAUGUAAUAGGUACCUUGUCGUUGCCCAUUGUUCCCAUCCUUGCAGUGAUCUUCUUCCAUGACAAGGUGAAUGGGGUGAAGUUUAUAGCCUUGUUGUUAGCAGUGUGGGGCUUUCUAUCUUAUGUGUAUCAACAUUAUAUAGAUCACAAAAAAGCCAAGACAGAUAAAAGUAAUGGCCUUGGGGUUUCACUGGCUGAGGUAGAAAUUUGCUGAUUGUGGAAUCGGAUGGACCAAAGAGAAUGGUUUUGUGAAUUGUGUCUGGCACAGCUUGAUUUGUACUUUUACAAGAAAAAUAAAAUAUUUUGUAGAAAUUCAUAUGAUUAGUUAAUAUUGAUUAUAAUUACAUUUGAGAUUAUUA
Vigna angularis (adzuki bean) is the source of this 1788-nucleotide messenger RNA. RefSeq names its product probable purine permease 11. The coding region runs from base 477 to 1643 and encodes 388 amino acids. The record is from RefSeq and is a predicted model, not a curated record. Gene Ontology annotation, molecular function: purine nucleoside transmembrane transporter activity. The transcript is spliced from 2 exons. Gene Ontology annotation, cellular component: membrane. Lineage: Eukaryota; Viridiplantae; Streptophyta; Magnoliopsida; Fabales; Fabaceae.